Molecule: messenger RNA, 933 nt
Organism: Moesziomyces antarcticus
Lineage: Eukaryota; Fungi; Basidiomycota; Ustilaginomycetes; Ustilaginales; Ustilaginaceae
Product: transport protein particle component
Exons: 1
Coding region: 1-933 (310 amino acids)
Biological process (GO): regulation of GTPase activity; endoplasmic reticulum to Golgi vesicle-mediated transport
Cellular component (GO): trans-Golgi network; TRAPP complex; cis-Golgi network
Source: RefSeq, a predicted model, not a curated record
AUGUCCAAGUCGGCGUCAGCGAGUGCUGUGCCCACAAUCGAGCGCCUCUCGCUCGGGUCGGCUGCAGCUUCACCCGGCACGAGACCGUCGCACGCGCUCCCGAACCUCGUCGCACCGGCAUCAGCAUCAGCAGGCGAUGGCAGCUACACCGGCUCCUCGGCGUCGCUGAUCACGCCGGACGUGCUCGCUCUAGCUACGCCUCCAGUACAUCAGGUUGAUGCUCAGGCGCUGCACACACUAGCGACCGAGAUGGUGGCGACGCUGAUCCACAGCUCGCGAUUUGUGGCGCGCAAGCAAGCGCUCGCGCGCGAAGAGCUCCAGCUCGCCGGUAUCAACCUCCCCACGCCCUCUCGGUCCGCCACCGCCCCCAUCACAACCACUGUGGCAUCCUCACAACCUUCGGCCGCAGCUGCGCACACGGAGGUGGUGCGGCAGGUGUCGGGCGUCGAGUCGGCGGAGACGCUGGGCGAGAUCGAGUCGAUGCUCACGGCUCGUCUGGAAUCGAUCGGCUACAAUGUCGGCUACCACAUGGCAGAGAAUCUCGCACGCGACCGGGCGCGAUUCAGCGAUACGCUCGACGUGCUCAAGUUUGUGUGCAAGGAAGUGUGGACGGCGGUGUGGGGCAAGCAGGUGGACAACCUACGCACCAACCACCGUGGCGUGUACGUGCUGCACGACAACCACUUCCAGCCGCUGCGCCACGUCUCGACACCGCAUGGCACACACGUCACUGCCAGGGAGGCAAGGGUGUACCUCGCGUAUCCGGUGGGCAUUGUCAAGGGCGCGCUGGCGCAGCUCGAUGUGCCAAGUGCCGUGGUGGCCGAAUCCAACCAGGCGCCACAGUGCACGUUUCACGUAAAGACGCAAAAGAUGGCGCAGAGCGCACCACCGCCGCAACCGCAACCAGGGGCGCCGCCUGCACAGCGUGCGUAG